Messenger RNA from Chrysochloris asiatica (Cape golden mole), 1668 nucleotides. RefSeq names its product downstream neighbor of SON (gene DONSON). The record is from RefSeq and is a predicted model, not a curated record. The transcript has 10 exons. The coding region runs from base 1 to 1668 and encodes 555 amino acids. NCBI's taxonomy places the organism in Eukaryota, Metazoa, Chordata, Mammalia, Afrosoricida, Chrysochloridae. Gene Ontology annotation, cellular component: nucleus. Gene Ontology annotation, biological process: nuclear DNA replication.
AUGGCUCUCUCUGUACCUGGCUACUCGCCCAGUUUCAAGAAGCCGCCUGAAACACUACGGCUCCGCAGGAAAAGGGUUCGGAGUCACGGGACCGCCACUUCCCCGAAUCCUGAGCCGCGUCGCGCUGCGCUGGCAGCCGGCCUGCACCUCCGACCCUUCCCGGCUUCGACGAGCAGAGGCAACGGGACCCCGACCCGGAGAAAUCCCUUCGCCCGCCUAGAUAACAGGCCGCUGGCCGCCCCCGAAACUCCCGACGCGCCGCCCAGCGAACAGCUGGAAACACUGAACCCGGUGAGUGCUUCGUGGCCAACGAAUGGUUUGCUAUGGGAAGAAAAGUUUUCUGAACCACCAACCACUACUGAAUUGUCUAAGACUCCAUCUGUAUCUUUCUCCGAAACUGAUAUUCCAUCCUCAGAUGGUACUGAGUUACCUGUGGACUGGAGUAUUAAAACAAGACUCCUUUUCACCUCUUCUCAACCCUUUACCUGGGCAGAUCAUCUGAAAGCACAUGAAGAGGCUCAAGGUCUUGUCCAGCACUGUAGGGCAACAGAAGUUACCUUACCUCAGAGGAUACAGGAUCCCAGACUCUCCACUGAGCUCCGCUGUGCCUUCCAGCAGAGCCUCAUCUAUUGGCUCCACCCUUCAUUACCUUGGCUGCCACUGUUCCCUCGUAUUGGAGCAGAUAGAAAAAUGGCUGGAAAGACAAGCCCUUGGUCAAAUGAUGAAACCCUGCAACACACUUUAAUGAGCGACUGGUCUGUGAGCUUUACUUCUCUAUAUAAUCUGCUGAAAACAAAGGUUUGCCCUUAUUUCUACGUUUGUACCUAUCAGUUUACUGUCCUGUUUCGGGCAACAGGAUUUGCAGGAAGUGAUGUCAUCACAGCUAUCUUAUCUCCCACAACUAGAGGUUUAAGAGAAUCUAUGAGAAAUGAAGGUAUUGAAUUUUCUCUGCCUUUAAUAAAAGAAACUGUCCAUACGAAGAAAGCAUCUGGAACAAGCUCAGGACAUGAGGAGGAGCAAGCAGUCAGUGAUGAGGAUGAAGAGGAAAGUUUUUCCUGGCUGGAGGAGAUGGGUGUGCAAGAUAAAAUUAAAAAGCCAGACAUACUCUCUAUCAAGCUGCGUAAAGAGAAACAUGAAGUACUAAUGGAUCACAGGCCUGAGUCUGUUGUAUUGGUGAAAGGAAUCAACACCUUUACAUUACUCAAUUUUUUGAUCAACUGUAAGAGUUUAGUUGCCACCUCCGGUCCACAGGCAGGACUUCCACCAACCCUGUUAUCCCCUGUAGCAUUUAGAGGGGCCACAAUGCAAAUGCUUAAGGCACGAAGUGUAAACGUGAAGACGCAAACUCUUUCUGGAUACAGAGAUCAAUUUAGUUUGGAGAUUUCAGGUCCUGUCAUGCCUCAUUCUCUACAUUGUAUGAUCAUGCUACUCCAGUCUUCACAGGAUGGGUCUUUUUCAGCAGGACUGUAUACACACGAGCCAACUGCUGUAUUUAAUAUCUGCCCAUCAGUGGAUAAAGUACUAGAUAAAGAAACUAUUCAUAAGGAGCUUGCCAACUGUGGGUUGCAUCCUAAAACUGUGGACCAACUUAUUCAAAUACCAUUACUGGGAAAGUCAUCCAUACGACAUAUGGAAAUGAAUGACUACAUUUAUAAUUGGAAAUCAUGA